Messenger RNA from Drosophila obscura, 774 nucleotides. RefSeq names its product cilia- and flagella-associated protein 410-like. The record is from RefSeq and is a predicted model, not a curated record. The transcript has 2 exons. Bases 1 to 774 code for a protein of 257 amino acids. Lineage: Eukaryota; Metazoa; Arthropoda; Insecta; Diptera; Drosophilidae. Gene Ontology annotation, molecular function: protein binding. Gene Ontology annotation, biological process: cytoskeleton organization.
AUGACGGUGCUACUGGAACAAAUGGUUUUGUACCUGGCCAAGGUCCAUGAUGUGGAGAGAGUUGUGAAUAUUAGCUUUGUCAACUGUGGCCUGACGGACGUUUCGAUAGUACAGCGUAUGGCCAAAUUGGAGAUAGCUUCACUCUCAGUUAAUGGGAUCACAUCAUUGAAGGUAUUUGCUGGCUGCACUAUGCUGAAGAAGCUAUAUCUGCGAUCAAAUAAGAUUGAGGACAUCAAUGAGGUGGAGCAUAUCAGGAACUUGCUUCAUCUCGAAGAUUUCACCUUAGAGGGUAACCCGUGCGUGAAAAGAGCUGGUCCAGGGUAUCGCGGAAUACUGCUGCGCACUCUGCGAACGCUGAAAAUAAUAGAUACCACUCAAGUAACUGGUGAGGAGGUCAGAAAUGCAUUGUGGAACAGCAACCCUCCUGUCAUGCAUGACGAACAUAAUGAAGAAUCCUUGAAUCCUUUUGACGCAUAUCAUCAGUCAGCUCAACAGAUGAGCUGCAGCGCGAGUCCUCAGGUGGAACAGUUGGUACAGGUGUCACCGCGUCCUAGGAGGCCAUUCACAGCCGGACAGCAGGAGCAGGAACUAUCACCAGACCCCCCAGGCACUCCCUCAAUGGGAGCUGCUCUCCGGUUGACUCUUGCUUUGGCAGAAACAUCUCCCGUGAGAACUACCGUCAAAUGGGCCCAGCAGACAAGGCGCCCAGCGCGUCCGUGCAGCCUGUGCGCGACUACAGAUGCCAGGCGUUGGACCUUGGCCGAAACUUCAUAG